Anastrepha ludens (Mexican fruit fly) is the source of this 2086-nucleotide messenger RNA. Its product is annotated as protein arginine N-methyltransferase 5-like. The record is from RefSeq and is a predicted model, not a curated record. Gene Ontology annotation, biological process: peptidyl-arginine N-methylation; regulation of DNA-templated transcription. NCBI's taxonomy places the organism in Eukaryota, Metazoa, Arthropoda, Insecta, Diptera, Tephritidae. The coding region runs from base 125 to 1408 and encodes 427 amino acids. The transcript is spliced from 6 exons. Gene Ontology annotation, cellular component: cytosol; nucleus.
AUUGAAGUCAGAGAAAAAUGUUUAGUACAAAUGCUUGUCUUUAAAAAGAAAAAUACCUAAAAACAAAUCGUUUCUUAAAACAAUAAAGUCGUUUCCCGAGGACCUUUUCUAUUCCCAUUUCCGAAUGAAUUGGGCCACUUUUAAAAAUAAAUUUGAGGAGCGAACUGUCAAACGAACGAUGAGAGAGAGAAGAACAAAGGGAAAUAAGAAAAACCCAGUGCUACCAAAAGCUUGGCAGGAGAUUUUAUCUUAUUUUAUGCGUGCACGCAUAAAUAUAAUUAUCUCUUCGGAUGUGCAUGACGGCAGCCUGAAACUCUAUGCCGAAUAUAUGAUGCGUUUCCAGGAUAUUAACAGUGACAUGCACGAACUGUUGGCUUUCGAAGAUGUGUUGGAAGAGCCGCUGCAACCAUUGUACGAUAACUUGGAUUGUUACACUUAUGAGGUCUUCGAAAAGGAUCCUGCCAAAUAUAAGCUUUAUCAAGAGGCCAUUGAACAAGCACUUUUGGACCGUGUUGCUGAAAAAGACAAGGAAAAGAAAUUGACCGUUAUAAUGGUGUUAGGGGCAGGUCGAGGUCCACUUGUACGUUCAGCGCUAAAUGCCGCAGAAAACACCGGGCGUAAAGUGCGCGUCUACAUUAUCGAGAAAAAUCCCAACGCUAUACGCACACUGAAUGCUAUUGCUAAAAAAUUGUGGUACAAGAAAGAUGUGCAUAUAUUCUCUAAGGAUAUGCGCGAAUUCUCACCACCUGAACCAGCCGAUAUUCUAGUCUCUGAGCUAUUGGGCUCAUUUGGUGAUAAUGAACUUUCACCAGAAUGCUUGGAUUGUGCACAAAAACUACUAAAAUCCGAUGGCAUAAGCAUUCCCUGCAAGUCUACCUCCUAUAUCAAUCCAAUAAUGUCUUCCAAGCUGCUUAAUGGUGUGCGUCAAGUGCUGCGUCACGAGACAUUUGGUCGGCAAAAGCAGGCCACUUAUCAUACACAUGCAGAGAGUGGCUUUGUUGUGCUACUCAAAAAUAUAUACAAUAUUGGCUUGCCACAAUCUUUGUUCGAAUUUGUACAUCCUAACCCUCAAAGUCCAAUUGAUAAUAGUCGCUAUAAAACAUUGCGCUUCGAAGUGGAAUUGGAUUGUGUGCUUACGGGUAUAGCGGGCUACUUUGAUACGGUGCUUUAUAAGGAUAUUAAGCUGAGCAUUAACCCACAAACGCACACGCCAGGCAUGUUCUCUUGGUUUCCGAUGUACUUUCCGUUCACGGAACCAAUGGACGUAAAAAAAGGUCAAACUAUUGAAAUUCACUUUUGGCGUUGCGUUACAAAACAAAAAAUUUGGUAUGAAUGGUGUUUGGCUGCGCCACUCCGCACCCAUAUACACAAUCAUGGUGGACGCUCGUGUCCCAUCUACUGUACAUAAGCAUAAAGACGUACGUUGCAUACGUUUAUAAAUAUUCUAUACAAAAAUUAGAAAUAUAAAAUUCGUUCACCGAAAAACUUGACAAAUUUAAAAUGAUUAAUAAUUUGCUAAAUUCUGUUAAGGGAUUAAUAAAUAAGUGUCUAUUAUUUCGCUAUGACUUUAAUAAUUGAAUCAGAAACACUUUGUAACCGAUUUCUUUAAGAAUCCGAAAUGUAUGUAUGUUGUAUUAUAAACCAAAUAUUUUUAUAUGAUAUUAAAAACAUUGAAUAGGAAAUGGCUAAUUUUUUCUUAAUAGCAUAAAAGUUACUCUACAAAUUUGGCUGUUUAUAGUGCAAAAAUAAGCUUUUAUUUACAGAUAUUUAUAUAUAUUUUCGUUUUUGAAUUAAUUUAUGUACUUUAUUUUUUGCAUUGUUUUGACUAUAACUUUUUUUAGAAAGCACAAACUUUAGUUCAUGCAGCAUAUUUUAUUAAACAUUUUUACCCCGUUUUUCUAUUGCAUUAUGAAUAAAGCCAAGAUUUUUUCAGAGCUAUUAAUGGAAUAAAAAGUUAUUAAAAACAUCAUUCGACAAUAUCAUAUGCUAGAAAUGUGAAAUAAUAAGACACAAACAUUGUAAAACAAAUGCUUAAUUUCCUCAUUUAAAUUUAAUAAAAAUAAAAUCACACUUAAUGCAAAAAUAA